AUGGCUACUGUCAGGUCCCUCAUUGCAAUAGCAGCAAAGAAGAAAUGGCACAUUUCACAACUGGAUGUGAAUAAUGCAUUUCUCCAUGGAGAUUUGCAUGAGGAAGUGUACAUGCAAGCUCCUCCAGGUCUUGAGACACAGGCUCCAGAUUUAGUUUGCAAGCUCAACAAGUCCCUUUAUGGACUGAAGAAAGCAAGCAGACAGUGGUAUGAUAAACUGACUGAAGUUUUGUAUUCAAGAGGUUAUGCACACUCCAUGCAUGACUAUUCCUUGUUCCAUAGAAAGCAGGGUUCUUCUAUUGUUUUUGUAGCAGUGUAUGUAGAUGAUGUGUUGCUUACAGGGAUUGAUUCUGAAGAAAUCAGUCAACUCACGGUGUUUCUACAUGACAGAUUCAGAAUUAAAGACUUAGGUCAGCUGCAUUAUUUUUUGGGGUUAGAGGUUCUUUACAAAUCAGAUGGCAUCAUUGUUUCCCAAAGAAAAUUUGUCCUAGAUUUAUUGAGAGAGUAUGACUGCCUUCACUCUCCAGCCUUGGCUUCUCCUCUAGAUCCCACAGUAAAAUUGAAAGCAAAAGAAGGGACUCCAUUGCUUGACCCUACCUCCUACAGGAAACUGAUUGGAAAGUUAAAUUUUCUCACAAAUACCAGAUUGGAUAUAGCAUAUGGAGUUCAACACCUAAGUCAGUUUAUGCAAGAUCCUAGGGAACCCCAUUUGCAAGCAGCCCAUCGUAUGUUGAGAUACUUGAAAAAGGACCCUACUUUGGGACUAUACUUCAGCAAUACAGAUGAUCUUUCAUUAAAAGCCUAUUGUGACUCUGACUGGGCAGCUUGCCCUGACUCAAGAAAAUCAGUGUCUGGCUAUGUUGUGUUCCUAGGUGGCAGCCCUAUUAGCUGGAAAUCCAAGAAACAAGAAACCAUAUCUCUUUCUUCAGCAGAGGCAGAAUACAGAGCUCUUAGAAAGGUCGUUGGUGAACUCGUUUGGCUCUCAAGAUUACUUGAAGAACUCACUGUACCAAUUAAUUUGCCUAUACCUGUUCAUUGCGAUAGCCUUUCUUCUCUACACAUUGCCAGGAACCCUGUGUUCCACGAGCGGACUAAGCACAUCGAAGUAGAUUGUCACUUCGUACGUACUAAACUCCAGGAUGGCCUUAUUUCUCUGCAUCAUAUUGGUACUAGACAGCAAUUAGCUGAUGUACUCACGAAAUCUCUCACUGGAAUUAAACAUUGUUCUGUACUUGGCAAGUUGGGUGUGGUGUAUGCUGGGUCAGCAUUAGUUGAUUAG
Messenger RNA from Nicotiana attenuata, 1278 nucleotides. RefSeq lists its product as uncharacterized. The transcript has 2 exons. The record is from RefSeq and is a predicted model, not a curated record. The coding region runs from base 1 to 1278 and encodes 425 amino acids. NCBI's taxonomy places the organism in Eukaryota, Viridiplantae, Streptophyta, Magnoliopsida, Solanales, Solanaceae.